Molecule: messenger RNA, 660 nt
Organism: Anopheles maculipalpis
Lineage: Eukaryota; Metazoa; Arthropoda; Insecta; Diptera; Culicidae
Exons: 4
Coding region: 1-660 (219 amino acids)
Source: RefSeq, a predicted model, not a curated record
AUGUGUUACUCCACGAGCCUUCUGUCGUUCUGUACCUUGACUCUUGCAUGGUUCUCGUGCCACGGUGCUCCUGUGCUUGGGCCGGGUGUAGAAGUACUUCCGGCAGCAUUUUCAGAUGGAAGUGAACCGAAAUACGUGGUAGUGAAUAAUGACGAAAGUAAAGCACCACAACCGUUGCAAACGGUAUUGCUAAGGUCGCAACAGGAAGACACCACAACUCAGCAAACCUUGGCACCGAUCGUGUAUCAGCAGCCAGUACAGGUCCCACAACCGGUUCCUGUUCAACCUCAGCAGCCGAUUGUGUAUCAACAACCGCAGCCCCGUGUGAUUGCGUAUCAACAACCACAAGUUCAGUACCAACAACUUCAGCCCCAACAACAAGUCGUUUAUCAACAACCGCGAUCACCAGUUCAGUACCCGCAACAACCAAUGUAUGUGCAACGGCCGUACUAUCCGCAACAGCCCGUCGAGUACUCACAGCCGUACUCACCCUACAAUAGUCAGCCAGUACGCGGUGCCGCCAACCCCAGGCCGGAAUCGCAAUCUUCUUCUACUGGCUUCUUUAGUACGAUCGCGCGAGCACUCGGUUUCGACAGCGGAAGUACACAAUCAUCUUCAUCAUCCGGGACAUUGGGACUUUUAAGCAGUGCUUUAGGGUAA